Molecule: messenger RNA, 1922 nt
Organism: Callorhinus ursinus (northern fur seal)
Lineage: Eukaryota; Metazoa; Chordata; Mammalia; Carnivora; Otariidae
Product: solute carrier family 23 member 2-like
Biological process (GO): transmembrane transport
Cellular component (GO): membrane
Molecular function (GO): transmembrane transporter activity
Source: RefSeq, a predicted model, not a curated record
UAAUCUCUUUCAGCUGGAGCGGGUUCACUUCGUUUCUCUCCUGAGAGGAGGCCAACAGGAACUGACCCCAGGUUGCCAUGAGCUCUGUCAUCACCAGCUGUGAGCACCCCGAACCUUUGCAGAGGGAUGAUGUGCUCAACUGUCACAAUGAUGGCCAAGGCAGGAGGAAGCCUGGGCGGGCCGGGAGCUCCAGCAGCAGCCCACUGAUCUACAGCAUUCUGGAUGUCCCACCGUGGUACCUCUGCAUCCUCAUGGGGAUCCAGCACUUCCUCACAGCCCUGGGGGGGCUCGUGGCCGUGCCACUCAUCCUGGCCAAGGACCUGUGCCUGCAGCAUGACCCCCUGACUCAGAGCUACCUCAUCAGCACCAUUUUCUUCGUCUCCGGCCUCUGCACUCUCCUGCAAGUGUUUUUAGGAGUCAGGCUGCCCAUUCUCCAGGGAGGGACGUUUGCUUUUGUGGCACCCUCCCUGGCCAUGCUCUCCCUGCCUGCUUGGAAGUGCCCUGAGUGGACAUUCAAUGCCAGUCUGGUGAACACCAGCUCUCCUGAGUUCACUGAGGAAUGGCAGAAGAGGAUCCGAGAGUUGCAGGGCGCUAUCAUGGUCGCUUCCUGUGUCCAGAUGCUAGUGGGAUUCUCAGGCCUCAUUGGGUUUCUCAUGCGCUUCAUUGGCCCCUUGACCAUCGCUCCAACUAUCUCCUUGGUGGCCUUGCCUCUCUUCGAUUCUGCAGGCAAUAACGCUGGAAUCCACUGGGGGAUUGCCGCCAUGACCAUCUUCCUCAUCGUACUGUUUUCUCAGUACCUGAAAAAUGUCGCCGUGCCCGUGCCAGUUUAUGGAGGAAAGAAGAAGUGUCACAUGUCUAAGUUCUACCUGUUUCAGGUCUUCCCGGUGCUGCUGGCGCUUUGCAUCUCGUGGCUUCUCUGCUUCGUGCUCACAGUCACCAACGCCCUUCCUACAGCCCCCACCGCCUAUGGGCACCUGGCCCGCACUGACACCAAAGGCAAUGUGCUGAGCCAGGCUCCUUGGUUUCGCUUCCCUUACCCAGGACAGUGGGGCCUCCCCACCAUCAGCCUGGCUGGGGUCUUUGGGAUCAUUGCGGGGGUAAUCUCCUCGAUGGUGGAGUCAGUAGGCGAUUAUUAUGCCUGUGCCCGGCUUGUGGGGGCCCCACCCCCUCCGAGGCACGCUGUCAACCGUGGCAUCGGCAUUGAGGGUCUUGGCUGUCUUCUGGCGGGGGCCUGGGGUACAGGGAACGGCACCACCUCCUACAGCGAGAACGUUGGGGCGCUGGGCAUCACCAGGGUAGGGAGCAGGAUGGUGAUGGUCGCUGCUGGCUGCUUGCUGCUCCUGAUGGGCGUAUUUGGGAAGAUUGGGGCUGCCUUUGCCACCAUCCCAACCCCUGUGAUCGGAGGCAUGUUCCUCGUGAUGUUUGGGGUCAUCACCGCCGUGGGGAUCUCCAAUCUGCAGUAUGUGGACAUGAACUCAUCCAGGAACCUCUUUAUCUUUGGCUUCUCCAUCUACUGUGGGCUCGCCAUUCCCAGCUGGGUGAAUAACAACUCUGAGAAGCUCCAGACAGGGAUUCUCCAGCUGGAUCAGGUCAUCCAGGUGCUGCUGACCACGGGCAUGUUUGUUGGCGGAUUUCUGGGCUUUCUCCUGGACAACACCAUCCCUGGAAGCCUGGAGGAGAGAGGCCUCCUGGUGUGGAAUCAAAUCCAGGAGGAGUCUGAGGAGACUACGAAGGCCUUGGAGGUGUACCGCCUCCCCUGCGGGAUUGGCACCAAGUCCUGCACAUCCGCCUGCACCCAGUACCUCCCCUUCUGGCCCAGGCUGGAAGCUGGGAAAGGUGAGCGUGGAAUGAACCUGCUCGCCUGCCUCUUCCAGGAUCCCUCAGGAGAGCGCCCGAAGGGUGCCACGGAAACCAAGUUAUGA